This is a messenger RNA of Myxocyprinus asiaticus (Chinese sucker), 1261 nucleotides long. RefSeq names its product twist-related protein-like. The record is from RefSeq and is a predicted model, not a curated record. NCBI's taxonomy places the organism in Eukaryota, Metazoa, Chordata, Actinopteri, Cypriniformes, Catostomidae. The transcript has 2 exons. Gene Ontology annotation, molecular function: protein dimerization activity; RNA polymerase II transcription regulatory region sequence-specific DNA binding; DNA-binding transcription factor activity, RNA polymerase II-specific. Gene Ontology annotation, biological process: regulation of transcription by RNA polymerase II; developmental process. The coding region runs from base 153 to 665 and encodes 170 amino acids.
CCAGACUAUAAAAACUCCCCAACUUUUUCCCGUUCAAGCUAACUUUCAGUUACUAGGAAACCUGGAUGCAUAGACAUUUUCGCUUGGAAUUAUAUUUCAGUCUCAUGAGGGGAUAACGUAUUUAUUUGCACGCGCCUUCAGACUUGAGCGAGAUGCCCGAAGAGCCAGCGCGAGACUCCUCCAGUUCUCCCGUGUCUCCAGCGGACAGCCUCAGCAACAGCGACGGAGAGCCCGACAGGCCACCGAAGAGAUCCGCGAGGAAAAGACGGUCGAGCAGAAAAAACGGGGACGAUUCCGAUAGCUCGACCCAGGGGAAAAGGGGGAAGAAGUCCAGCAACAGCAGCAGCAGCAGCCCUCAGUCUUUUGAAGAGCUACAGACUCAGCGCGUGAUGGCGAACGUGCGCGAGCGACAGAGGACGCAGUCGCUCAACGAGGCGUUCGCAGCUUUGCGCAAAAUCAUCCCCACUUUACCAUCCGAUAAAUUGAGCAAAAUACAGACGCUUAAACUCGCAGCCAGGUACAUUGAUUUUCUCUGUCAGGUUCUACAGAGUGACGAGCUGGACUCCAAGAUGGCAAGUUGUAGUUAUGUUGCGCACGAGCGCUUGAGCUACGCGUUCUCGGUUUGGAGGAUGGAGGGCGCUUGGUCCAUGUCUGCAUCUCACUAAUGUUCAGGAAACUUUUUUGUGUGUGCAAAUGGUGAAAUCCAUGCGCUGGCGAAACACAUGUGGACAAAUACGUCGACACAAUGGUGGAUACGUGCAUUCCUUCAUAAUCUGAGGGGAAAAUGGAAAAUUGUUCCAAUAGAGGUCAUGGCUUUUAUCAAGAGAAGGCCACGGUCAGCGGACUGUUGCGCGUGCGCUGCAUAUGGACUUCCUUGCGAGUGUUAUUAAUGACGACGAAUGUUGGAAAUGUGUGCUUAUGCAUGUUUUUAUUUUUAUUUUUAUAUAUAUAUAUAUAUAUAUAUAUAUAUAUAUAUAUAUAUAUAUAUAUAUAUAUAUAUUAUUUUUAGAAGACUCAGUUGUGCAUAGCUUUCUUGGAGAAAGUUAAAUUGCAUCACAAGGACUCUCGAUGAGGAGUUGGGGAAUGAAGCCUCUAGUUCGAAUCCUGUGCAAAAUAUAAAGUUUUAGUAUUUAUUUAUUGAUGACACAAUUUUUGAAAUGAAGGCAAAUGUAUCCUGUGUCGAAAUGCAUUCUUAUUUUGUUGUUACUUUUGUAAAUAAAGGUGUAUUUCUGUAAUAAAGAUGAAGAGCGUUUAAGAAAUA